AUGCAGUCAGCGUUCACUGCCCUGCUCGCUGCAAUUGUUCUUGCACUUAUAACUAGAAAACUGCUGAAAACAACAAAAGAGAAAAAGCUCUUUCCUCCUGGACCAAAAGGACUCCCUCUUAUUGGAAAUGCGCUUGAUUUUCCGACUGAAAAUCUGGGACCUGCAUAUACUCAGUGGGGAAAGCAGUACAAUAGCAAGCUCAUUUCACCUUUGAUGAAAGGUGAUAUCCUCCACGCCAGUGCCUUUGGAUCCCAUGUCAUUAUAGUCAACAACCGACAAAUGGCAGAUGAGCUGUUCGAUAGAAGAGCUGUCAAACACUCGGAUCGUCCAUCCCUACCUGCACUUGAUCUAUCUGGGAUGACGUCGUACAAUUUGGGUGUCAUGAGAUAUGGAGAUAAAUGGCGUCUUCGUCGAAAACAUGCCUUGCAAAUAUUUCGUCAGGCUGCGUCACCACCGAAUGAUUUCAGUAAUACAAUUGUCGACGGAGUCCAUAAAGCGCUCAAAGGAUUAUUGCACAGUCCAGAGAACCUGUGGGACCACAACAAAAUGUUAUCAAUUUCAAUUCCCAUGUCCUCGAUGUACGGAUACGACGCCAAGUCAACUGAUGACCCGUGUAUAGUCGCGGCCGAUCAAACCUUCACUCUGGGAAUGGAGUUGUCGUCGCCUGGGGGAAGCUUAAUUAACAUAAUACCUCUUCUUCGUCAUAUCCCACCAUGGAUCCCUGGGGCUAUUUCUCAACGAAAGGCCGAGGUGUCCAGAAAGCUUACAGAACUGAUGAUUUCUAUUCCACUGGAAUUUACAAAAGCGCGAGUGGCAGAAGGAAAUGCUAGACCAUCUGUAGUUGGAAACUUCCUCGAAAAAAAGAAUACGGUCGGUGUUUCAGAGGAGGAGGAAGAGGCAGUAAUGUCUGUUGCCUCCACAGCUUAUGCGGCUGGGUCGGACACUACGCAAUCAGCCACCGGAACAUUCUUGUAUCUCAUGGUCCUUCACCCGGAUAUCCAGAAGAAAGCCCAGGCGGAGAUUGACAGUGUGUUGGGGGGAAAACGGCUGCCAACAUACGAAGACCGCCCAUCUAUGCCGUAUAUUGAGGCAAUAUACCGCGAAGUACUUCGAUGGAGACCACCAGGCUCAGUCGGGUUUCCUCAUUCCUCAACAGAAGAUGACUUUUAUGGCGGAUAUUUUAUUCCUAAAGGGAGUACUCUAAUGGCAAAUAUAUGGGCAAUGACGCACGAUGAAACAAGAUAUGAAAAUCCACUAAGUUUUAAUCCAGAACGAUUCAUCAACCCUGAUGGAACUCUCAAUGACGACGAUAGAAUCAUGGCAUUUGGCUUCGGAAGACGGUAUGUUCGCGAGCUUAUUCUCUGGUUAACGUUUGCGUCUAUUCUGGCCGUCUUCAAUCUGGAGAAUGCAAAAGAUAAAUCUGGGAAUAUAAUCAAAGUCAACGAUGAAUACUAUGAAUUUGGGCUCAUUAGGGAGCUGGUAGAGCAACUUGAUGCUUAG
Messenger RNA from Psilocybe cubensis, 1500 nucleotides. RefSeq lists its product as uncharacterized. The transcript has 11 exons. Gene Ontology annotation, molecular function: iron ion binding; monooxygenase activity; heme binding. Lineage: Eukaryota; Fungi; Basidiomycota; Agaricomycetes; Agaricales; Agrocybaceae. The record is from RefSeq and is a predicted model, not a curated record. The coding region runs from base 1 to 1500 and encodes 499 amino acids.